Messenger RNA from Spinacia oleracea (spinach), 2065 nucleotides. RefSeq names its product 2,3-bisphosphoglycerate-independent phosphoglycerate mutase. Gene Ontology annotation, cellular component: cytoplasm. The coding region runs from base 154 to 1833 and encodes 559 amino acids. Gene Ontology annotation, biological process: glucose catabolic process. NCBI's taxonomy places the organism in Eukaryota, Viridiplantae, Streptophyta, Magnoliopsida, Caryophyllales, Amaranthaceae. Gene Ontology annotation, molecular function: manganese ion binding. The record is from RefSeq and is a predicted model, not a curated record. The transcript has 9 exons.
AUUAUAAGCCUGAGACUGAGUGCGACAUUACUCGUAUUACCACCAGCCAAAGCUCAAAGCUCUCAAAACUCAAAGCUGUAUCUCAGAUUCUGUAUCGUCUAUUAAAAUUCAAAGGUUGUUAACUGGAACACAAAAAAAGAAAAGAGAAGAGAGAUGGGAAGUUCGGGGUUAUCGUUCAAACUAGCAGAUCACCCAAAGCUUCCCAAAGAUAAGAUAUUGGCGCUGGUGGUGCUUGAUGGAUGGGGCGAAGCUAAUCCUGAUAAGUACAACUGUAUCCAUGUCGCUGAAACUCCUACCAUGGAUUCCCUUAAGCAGGGUGCCCCAGAAAAGUGGAGGUUAAUUAGGGCUCAUGGUACCGCAGUUGGGCUUCCAUCCGAAGAUGACAUGGGUAACAGUGAGGUUGGCCACAAUGCUUUGGGUGCUGGACGUAUAUAUGCUCAAGGGGCUAAGCUUGUUGACAAAGCUCUUGCCUCAUCUAAACUUUUUGAUGGAGACGGUUUUAAUUACAUCAAGGACUCCUUUGAAACAGGCACGCUGCAUUUCAUUGGCUUGCUCAGUGAUGGAGGUGUUCAUUCUCGCCUUGAUCAGUUGCAGUUGUUACUGACAGGAUCUGCUGAUCGUGGUGCUAAGAAAAUCCGUGUUCAUAUUCUUACUGAUGGCCGUGAUGUUUUGGAUGGUUCAAGUGUGGGCUUUGUAGAAACUCUUGAAAACCAUCUUACACAAUUACGCCAGAAAGGUAUUGAUGCUCAGAUUGCUUCUGGUGGUGGCCGCAUGUAUGUUACCAUGGAUCGUUAUGAGAAUGAUUGGGAGGUUGUGAAGCGAGGAUGGGAUGCUCAAGUGCUCGGUGAAGCUCCAUACAAGUUCAGGAGUGCGGUGGAUGCUGUCAAGAAAUUGAGGGAGGAUACUAAGGCUAACGAUCAGUACUUACCACCUUUUGUUAUUGUGGAUGAUAAUGAAAAGGCUGUUGGUCCAAUAGUUGAUGGCGAUGCUGUUGUCACUUUUAAUUUCCGAGCUGAUCGUAUGACUAUGCUUGCAAAGGCACUUGAAUAUGAAAAUUUUGAUAACUUUGACAGAGUCCGAUAUCCUAAAAUUCGUUAUGCUGGUAUGCUUCAAUAUGAUGGCGAGUUGAAGCUUCCAAAUCAUUACCUUGUUUCUCCUCCAGAAAUCGAGAGAACUUCUGGGGAAUAUUUAGUUCACAAUGGUGUACGGACAUUUGCUUGCAGUGAAACGGUCAAGUUUGGACAUGUUACCUUUUUCUGGAAUGGGAAUCGCUCAGGUUACUUUAACUCUGAAAUGGAGGAGUAUGUUGAAAUUCCUAGUGAUAGUGGCAUUAGUUUCAAUGUCCAACCUUUAAUGAAGGCUCUGGAGAUUGGUGAAAAGGCAAGGGAUGCCAUUCUGAGCCGCAAAUUCCAUCAGGUCCGUGUCAACAUACCCAAUGGUGAUAUGGUCGGCCACACUGGUGAUGUAGAAGCCACAGUUGUUGCUUGCAAGGCUGCCGAUGAAGCUGUGAAGAUGAUCUUCGAUGCAAUUGAGCAAGUUGGUGGAAUAUAUGUUGUUACUGCUGAUCAUGGAAAUGCUGAAGACAUGGUAAAGAGGGACAAGAAAGGGCAGCCUCAACUUGAUAAGAAUGGAAACGUUCAGAUUCUUACAUCUCACACGUUACAACCGGUGCCUAUUGCAAUUGGAGGUCCUGGGCUUGCUCCUGGUGUUAGAUUCCGCAAGGAUGUACCUGAUGGUGGUCUUGCCAAUGUAGCUGCCACAGUGAUCAACCUACAUGGAUAUGAGGCUCCUGGUGAUUACGAACCUACCCUUAUUGAGGUUGCAGACGACUAGGCUACUGGCUUAGGGACUUCAUUCUGGGAUUAAAAGAAAUAUGGAAUUUCUGACUUGCAUCUUGAUUUGCCUUAUUUCUGAUUUCUUUGUAAUAAUAAUUUUCUAUGUGGAGGAAUUAUCCUGACAUACAGUUUUGAUUAUCCUUUUUGUUACAAGUUAGAAACUUACAAUCUAGUUUCUGGUGGUUCAGCUCAAGGAGUAUUGCUUACAAUUUACCCUGGAAAUUUUGUUA